This is a messenger RNA of Pteronotus mesoamericanus, 2200 nucleotides long. It is a transcript of the gene THG1L, whose product is annotated as tRNA-histidine guanylyltransferase 1 like. Gene Ontology annotation, molecular function: tRNA guanylyltransferase activity; magnesium ion binding. Lineage: Eukaryota; Metazoa; Chordata; Mammalia; Chiroptera; Mormoopidae. The transcript is spliced from 6 exons. Gene Ontology annotation, biological process: tRNA modification. The record is from RefSeq and is a predicted model, not a curated record. The coding region runs from base 16 to 912 and encodes 298 amino acids.
GGUUGGGGGGGGGCAAUGUGGGUGGCUUGCAACGUAAAGAUUCGCGAUUGCUUGGCUUCUACUUCCGUCACUUUGAAACGGUGCCUGAAAUUGGGGGUGACCAUGGCGAAGAGCAAGUUCGAGUACGUGCGGGAAUUCGAAACAGACGACACCUGCCUGCCCUACUGUUGGGUGGUGGUACGGCUGGACGGCAGGAAUUUCCAUCGGUUUUCUGAGAAGCACAACUUUGCAAAACCUAACGACAACCGUGCUCUCCACCUAAUGACCAAAUGUGCUCAGACUGUCAUGGAAGAACUAGAGGAUAUUGUGAUUGCAUAUGGACAGAGUGAUGAGUACAGCUUUGUGUUCAAGCGGAAAAGCAAAUGGUUUAAAAGAAGAGCCAGUAAGUUCAUGACUCACGUGGCCUCCCAGUUCGCCUCCAGCUAUGUGUUUUAUUGGCGGGAUUACUUUGAGGACCAGCCCCUUCUGUAUCCCCCAGGCUUUGAUGGAAGAGUUGUGGUAUAUCCUACCAACCAGACCUUGAAGGACUACCUCAGCUGGCGGCAAGCAGAUUGUCAUAUCAAUAAUCUCUAUAAUACAGUUUUCUGGGCACUCGUACAGCAGUCUGGACUAACACCGGUACAAGCCGAAGAGAGAUUACAGGGAACCCUCGCAGCAGACAAGAAUGAGAUUUUGUUUUCUCAGUUCAACAUCAACUACAAUAAUGAGCCGCUGAUGUAUAGGAAAGGGACUGUGUUGAUAUGGCAAAAGGUGGAAGAAGCUGUGACAAAAGAAGUUAAGCUGCCAGCAGAAAUGGAGGGGAAAAAGGUGGCAGUGACCCGAACCAGGACUAAGCCAGUCGCCUUGCACUGUGAUAUCAUCGGGGAUGCUUUCUGGAAGGAACACCCAGCGAUCCUAGAUGAGGACAGCUGACCCUUUGCUUUGCUUUUCUGCUGUACUUAACCAUGGAAGGCCCCGCAAGUCUUCCGGCCUUAAGUAGCGUCCCUUCCACGAAGAACAGUGUCCCAGGAGUGACGUGACUCUGGUUGGGAGGGGAACAGGGAAGGAAGGCAUGGAUGGGGUGAGGAAUCUUGUUCUCUAAGUGGGACACCUUUUAUGCAGUGUUAGAACAUGAUUCCUUUGAUAGAAAUGCAUUUUUAAAAAGAAAUCAUGGCACUAUUUUUAUAAAGUGAAAACCAUUUUAUGCCUUGCCAAAUGAAUCAUUUUUAGAUUGUGGCACAAGACUUAGAAAAACCUGCCAAGCUCUUUCCACCUGUGAUAGAGGAUGAGUCCAAAAUUUACUCUGGCACGCUUGUUCUUAACUAGAGGAUCCAGUGACCUUAAAUCUCACCUUUCCCACCCAUCUACUUGGCAUUCAUCUUUGGCAGACCUGGAGAUAAAUAUAGGUCAAUGCCUGCAGGAUGUCUCUGAAUUCAGGAAUUCUAGGGAAAACUCGGCUUUGUGUCACCCUCCAAGUUGGCAACCUUGGCUGAACAAAUGAGUAGUUUGGAUGUCCUUAAACAUUCCAUAGAUUGAUUUCGUGGAGUUAAUCAGCAUGACCAUCGUCCUCUUGCCAGGGUCAUUGUUUGCAAGGCCACUUAAUCUCUUUCUAAGAAGAGUUAUAUGUAUAUAUGAGAAGAAGAAAAUAGGAGAAUGAGUGAACUAGGAGGGAGAAACAUUCACUCCAUGUCCUUUAAAUAAUUGUUUUAAAAGUCACCUUGUCUCCUGUUGGUCUUCCUGAAAAAGGUGCUGAGGUAACGUUUGUAUAAGCAAAACAAUGACAUAAGAAUUGGAGAGCAGAGGGGUCAACACUCCCCUUGGGGUUACUGGUGGCAGGUGUCAACAGAGUCCUCAUAGCUCCUCCACCUGGUGAUGGCAGUGGAGAUGGGAUGGGUGAGGUGCCCAGAGAGCCACAGCAGUAAUUUCAUGUUGCCAAGCUGUUGGCCUCUGAAGGGGGGAGAGGGUGGGGGCAGGUGGUGAGAGAACUCACAUUGCCUCUUGUCCUCGUUUCAUAUUUUAGAGGAAAAGUUAUUUGGCUCUAUUAAGAAUUAAGAGACAGCCCAUGUUCCAGUGCCUGGUCGUGCAUUGCAGAAUUUACAGCCAAGAAGAAAAUGUAUUUUUGAAAGAGCAACGGCUGGUCUCAUCCCUCACCAAUUGAUACCCCAUCUGUCCACACCAUGUUUUUCCUUCCUGUUCUUAACUCACAUGAAUAGAAGAUGUG